AUGGAACAAAACAGAGUCGUGAAAAACUCUGCUAAAACAUCUGUGCCUCAGUUUGGAGGGUGGGACCAAAAGUCUACCGGAGCUACCGAUUAUUCAAUGGUGUUUACUCAAGCUCGUGCGAACAAAAAGCAGCAGAAAACCGACCUGACUGAAGUCAAGCGUGGCAGCAUCGGGAAUGAGGUAGACCUCGCUAAAACUAAUCAUGGACAUGCUCAUCCUGCUCAAGGUCAUCGUGGACAUAGUCAUCCUCAUCAUGGUCGUCAUGCUCAUCCGGUUCAUGCUCAACCUGCUCAUGCUCUUCCGGUUCAUGCUCAACCUGCUCACGCUCAUCCGGUUCAUGCUCAACCUGCUCACGCUCAACCUGCUCAUGCUCAACCGCAUGCCCAAGUUUGCACUCCUGCUCAAGAAGAUUCUGUAGUCAUGGGGAGAAGAAGGUUUCUGACCUACAUAAAUUGCUGUAUUAGGCCUUGA
Lathyrus sativus (Indian pea) is the source of this 471-nucleotide messenger RNA. The record is from the annotation of a GenBank genome assembly. Lineage: Eukaryota; Viridiplantae; Streptophyta; Magnoliopsida; Fabales; Fabaceae.